Ostertagia ostertagi is the source of this 1386-nucleotide messenger RNA. The record is from the annotation of a GenBank genome assembly. Lineage: Eukaryota; Metazoa; Nematoda; Chromadorea; Rhabditida; Trichostrongylidae.
AUGGCAAAGAUGGGUUACAAAGAAGGAAAAGGUUUAGGAAAGACAAAGCAAGGAGCUGUUGAACCGGUUGCUUUGUCUACUCAACGUGGUCGAGUUGGUCUUGGCCACAACAUUACCAAGACAGUCGGCCGUGACUUUUUGGAAACCUGGGAUGAGUCCAAAGAGGACAAGACCAUAGAAGAACAUGUGCGUUGGAUGCCAGUGUGCCCUGAAAGUACACGUGAUUGGGUUGUCGAUUAUCUUGAGGGCUCAGAAAUGGAAAAGAAAUUAACCAUUGACGACGAAACACACUUCUGCGAUGGUGAAAUUCUGCGAAGAAUGCUUGAAUCGAAAAAUGUGUUCGAUGUGGUUCCGGACAGGGAUCUUCGAGAAGCACGAGCACGAGCAAAUCCAUAUGAAACGAUUGGGGCGGCGUUCUUUCAAAAUCGAGCCGCUAUGAAAGUAGCGAAUCUGGAUCGAACUUUUAAUUUUCUAUUCAGUGGGGAAACCGAAGAAAGACUUCUGAGUAAAAAUCCUCUCAAAUCGGAGCGACCUACAAGUAAUUGCGAUCGAGAAGCACCUCUUUUCUACUUUGCCGACGUUUGCGCUGGUCCUGGUGGAUUUUCAGAGUAUAUGCUAUGGCGGAAGGCUUUCUACAAUGAAAUUUUAUCGAAACGUAUUUAUUUAUGCCAGUUAUUGGUUUCACUUUGCAUUGUUCGAGAAGGAGGAGUAUUCUUUUGCAAACUGUUCGAUGUUUUCACUUCAUUCAGUGCGGGUUUGAUAUACUUGAUGUAUAUCUCAUAUGAUCAAAUUUCACUGCACAAGCCUCAUACAAGUCGUCCAGCAAAUUCAGAAAGGUACAUAAUUUGUAAGGGAUUGCGGAAGAAUUACUCUGAUGCCGUGCGGGAUUAUUUAAAACGGGUUAAUGUCCAAUUGGAUGAGUUUGCGAAAGCAGGCUCGUCAAAGGACGUACUUGCUGUUGUUCCACUAGAAACGUUGCGGAGUGAUGAAGAGUUUUUCAAAUACCUCGUAGAACAUAACGAAAGGUUAGCCGAACGUCAGUCGACAUAUUUGCAGAAAUAUUUGAGUUUUGCCAGAAACAGCUCACUGAUUGACAAGGACCAGGGCAUACUUCGAGAAGAUUGUCUCAAACAUUGGUUGGUUCCUAACAAGACGUUAGACCGAAGAGAACGAGGUGCGGAACGCCAACAAAUAGAUCCUGAUCAGUACUUUGGGAGAUUCACGAGAAAGUUCUAUGGUCGCGAAGACUUCAGUGCGAGGCUACCACCGUUCGCUGCUACACUGCUCAGUGAACGAACAAUAAAAGAGCUCAGAUAUGCUGAGUUUUCCCUCAAACAUACUCUCAAAUCGAGCUUCAACACAGCCCGAACUUUUGAUCUCAACUGG